This is a messenger RNA of Eutrema salsugineum, 847 nucleotides long. RefSeq names its product protein FATTY ACID EXPORT 5. The coding region runs from base 225 to 590 and encodes 121 amino acids. Lineage: Eukaryota; Viridiplantae; Streptophyta; Magnoliopsida; Brassicales; Brassicaceae. The record is from RefSeq and is a predicted model, not a curated record. The transcript is spliced from 3 exons. Gene Ontology annotation, cellular component: membrane.
AACGUGGGAUGAAAGUGGGAGUAGUUGAUUUAUCCCUUCUAGAGACCGUUGACGAAGAAACGUCGAAGCGGACCUCUUCCACGCGCUAACCACACUCCGUCGUAUAAAACUUUUGAUUCGAUAAUCGAUCGAAGCUGUAAAUCGAUUCCUUUCGAACCCAGAUUCCACUUUUCCCGGAAAAAAAAACAUAAGAUUCAAACCCAGCUCGAGAAAAGGAGAGAAAAAUGCACGAUUUCUGCUUCACUAUCCCGUACGGGAUGCUUCUGAUGGUCGGGGGAUUUAUCGGGUAUUUGAAGAAAGGGAGUAUCGCAUCUCUCGCCGGAGGUGCGGGUACUGGAUUGCUUGUCGUUCUCGCUGGUUUCAUCAGCCUUAAAGCUUUCGAGAAGAAGAAGACUUCUUCUCUCGCUGUUGUUCUCGAGACAGUCAUUGCAGCUGCUCUCACACUUGUCAUGGGACAACGGUUCUUGCAGACUCAGAAGAUUAUGCCUGCUGGUUUGGUUGCUGGAAUCAGUGCUCUCAUGACCUGUUUCUACGUAUACAAGAUCGCGACUGGCGGAAACCACAUACCAUUACCACCUAAAGCUGAAUGAUGGUUAUGCAUCUUUGUUUUGCAAUGUAGUCACACAAUCUCCUCCUUUGUUUUAAAUAAGGUAUAUGAAUUUGUCGAUUUAGAAAUAUGUGUGGUGUAGACAAUGUUGUUGUGGUUACACCAUAAUAGGUUGGAUUGCCUUGGUUCCUAAGCGAUCAUCGUUUUUUUCUGUCUCUGAGAUUUUGUUCCUAAUGUAACCCUGAAUCGCUUUAACAGAUCUAUUUUUCUUGGUUUAUAUAUGAUUUGUUUCACAUGAUA